Brassica napus (rape) is the source of this 1204-nucleotide messenger RNA. Its product is annotated as trihelix transcription factor GT-3b-like. The record is from RefSeq and is a predicted model, not a curated record. The coding region runs from base 171 to 1055 and encodes 294 amino acids. NCBI's taxonomy places the organism in Eukaryota, Viridiplantae, Streptophyta, Magnoliopsida, Brassicales, Brassicaceae. The transcript has 2 exons.
AUUACGAUCAAAGAAACUAGACAUCUUUCUCUAGACGUUUCACAUUGUAUUUCUCAUUUUCGAUCUUGAAAAGUGAAAGCUCCUAAAAAUAUCUAACAUUUGCUUUCGUCUUUAGAGAUCUUUGGUGAUUCUUGUUUAUCUUUUACUUGGUUUCUUAAUUAUUUCUUCAUAUGGAUGGGCAUCAGCAUCAGCUUCACCACCUUCAAUACCUCAAAAAACAUAGUCACCAUGUUCAUCCUCAAUCUCAAACACCAGAAAUAGCGUCUCCCGCAACUGUGGCCGCAGGGGAUAGGUUUCCACAGUGGAGCUUAGAAGAGACAAAAGAGUUGAUAGCAAUAAGAGGAGAGCUGGAUCAAACUUUCAUGGAGACAAAACGGAACAAGCUUCUCUGGGAGGUUGUCUCUAACAAGAUGAGAGACAAAAGCUUUCUUCGUAGCCCUGAACAGUGCAAGUGCAAGUGGAAGAACCUCGUCACUCGUUUUAAGGGAUGUGAGACAAUGGAUGCAGAGUCAGCAAGACAACAAUUCCCUUUUUAUGAUGAUAUGGAUAUUAUAUUUACAAGUAGAAUGCAGAGAAUGAUAUGGGUCGAAUCCGAGGGAGGAGGAGGGGGAGCAAGUGGGACAACCAGAAAAAGAAGUCACUCAGAGCAGUUCUCUUCAGAUGAAGAGGAAGAGAACGUGAAUGAAGAGCUAGUAGAUAUCAGCAAUGACCCGAAAAUCCUAAACCCCAAAAAGAACAUAGGGAAGAAGCGAAAAGGCGGUAUUAGUAAUAGUAAUGCCAGUAAUAGUGUAAGGGAAGUUUUAGAUGAGUUUAUGAGACAUCAUAUGAGAAUGGAGAACGAGUGGAUAGAACGCUGGGAGGCAAGGGAGAAGGAGAGAGCAGAGAGAGAAGAAGAGUGGAGAGGGAAGAUGGAGGAGAUUGAGAAGGAGAGAGUGAAGAUGGAGCGGAUGUGGCGGGAUAGAGAGGACCAAAGACGGUCGAGGGAGGAGAUGAGGGCUGAGAAGAGGGAUUCACUUAUCAGUGCAUUGCUUGCUAAGCUUACUAGAGAUGGUUAAUUCUAUCUAAGUCUAAUAUUUUAACGUAAGUUAACUUGUUCUUUCUAUGCAUGUUAUGGGGUUGUAGGUUUAAUUAUUUAACUAGAUUUCCAUCCGCACAACCGUGCGGGUAUAUAUUUUCACAUAUAUAUAUAGAUAUAUGUUUUACA